This is a messenger RNA of Austrofundulus limnaeus, 1891 nucleotides long. RefSeq names its product clusterin (gene clu). The transcript is spliced from 10 exons. Gene Ontology annotation, molecular function: misfolded protein binding. Gene Ontology annotation, cellular component: nucleus. The record is from RefSeq and is a predicted model, not a curated record. The coding region runs from base 145 to 1497 and encodes 450 amino acids. NCBI's taxonomy places the organism in Eukaryota, Metazoa, Chordata, Actinopteri, Cyprinodontiformes, Rivulidae.
GCAGCAGAACUGGAACACAGAACCAGGUCGUCCACAGAACCAGGUCCACCACAGAACCAGGUCCACAGAACCAGGUCCACAGAACCAGGAAGCGCACAGGGUUUUCUCAUUACUUCCUGCUGCUCCAUCUGAGAGGCAGAGAGGAUGUUAAUGAUGAUGCUGAUGAUGAAGAAGAAGAAGGGGUCCCGGGAGUCCCUGGCUGUGUUGGCUCUUCUCCUGGCCUCGGCCAGCUGCAUUCUGCCUCCGUCCACGGACGACCUGAACGAGAUCUCCAUCCUGGGAGAGAAGUACCUGGACAAGCAGGUCGAAAACGCCAUCGACGGCGUGAAGGAGAUGAAGAGCGUGAUGCAGAAGUCCUCAGAGGACCACAGGAAGUUUGUGGACGACCUGGAGAAAACAAAACAGCUGAAAGACGAGGCGGUGCGACAGGCAGAGGAGCUGGAAGCCAAGCUGGAGGAGGAGCUUUGUAACGAGACCAUGAAGACUCUGUGGGAGCAGUGUGUGCCCUGCCUGAAGAAAACCUGCGUUAAAUUCUACUCCAGAACCUGCAGCAGCGGCUCCGGACUGGUGGGGCGUCAGCUGGAGGACGUGCUGAACAGAACCUCUCCCGUCUCCAUCUGGAUCAACGGGGAGCGAGUCGACACCUUGGAGCAGGAGGGGCGACGGCAGAACCAGGAGUUCAGGAACCUGGAGGACAAAUACAGCGAGAUGGAAGACGGCGUGGAGAACAUCUUCUCAGACAGCAUGAAGGUGGCGGAUCACGUCCAACCUCCCGUCUUCUUCCUUCCUAAGUUCCUGGCACCGCUCUCUCGUCACAGCAGAAGCCUGCGGACGCUGUUCCACCACCCGUUCCCCGACUUCCAGAGUCUCUUCUCCCCCAUGAUGGAAAUGAACCGGCAGGUCCUGGACUCCAUGAUGGACCUGGACUCUGACCCUCCCACCAAUCAGGACGGCAGUGUGAACGAGGACGUGGUCAUCACCAGGCCCUUCGGCAGCGGAAAGAUGACCUGCAGGGAGAUCCGGCGCAACUCGGCCGGCUGCUUCAAGUUCCGCGACGAGUGCGAGAAGUGCCGAGAAGUCCAGCAUAUCGACUGCUCCGGGAAGAGACCGCUGGAGGGUCCUCUGAAGGAGGAGCUGGAGGCGUCUCUGGCCGUGGCCGAGCGUUUCAGCCAGCAGUACAACAACAUGCUGAGGAGGUUCGAGGAGCAGAUGUUCAACACCUCCUCCAUCCUGGACCUGCUCAACAAGCAGUUCGGCUGGGUGUCGUCUCUGGCCAACAACACCAAGGGUGACAUCUUCCGGGUCAAGGCGGUGAUGUGUAAAGACGCUGAGGACCAGCAGGACGCAGGAACCAGGGUGUCCGUUCAGCUCUUCGACUCCCCACUCAUGAACUUCACCGUGCCGGGCGACGUUCCCUGGACCGACCCAAAGUUCUCCCAGGUGGUGGCUCAGGAAGCUCUGGACCGCUACAAGGAAACCAGUGUAGUGGUCAAAUAAAGCCCACCUGGACCCACCAGGACCCACAGCUUCAAAAAAUGCUCCAAGUUCACCAAAACACACCUGAAACCCUUGAAGCGAACGCAGCGAUCCACAGGUUCGUCCUGCUUUUACAAUAAAAACCAACAGUUGAAGCUGUAAAGGUCACAUUAGUCCUGCUGUUAAAGCUUCAGCUGAUAAAAGUGGUCCUGAUCCCACCUGAUGAAGCUCCGACACACAGCUGCUUCUCCUGUAAGGAGUCUUUGUGCAGAAAUGAUUCAUGUUUUUAGAGGAAUCAGCUCAUUUAAAGUUCAUUUAAACCAGUCAGUGGCUUUAAUGAUGUGUUGUUACUGUUUUAGAGUUAAUAGUGAUUUAAGAUUUAAACAGUAAUAAAUAGAUUUAAAGAACCUGCUAA